Molecule: messenger RNA, 711 nt
Organism: Talaromyces stipitatus ATCC 10500
Lineage: Eukaryota; Fungi; Ascomycota; Eurotiomycetes; Eurotiales; Trichocomaceae
Product: RNA polymerase subunit
Exons: 3
Coding region: 1-711 (236 amino acids)
Biological process (GO): DNA-templated transcription
Cellular component (GO): RNA polymerase I complex; RNA polymerase III complex; RNA polymerase II, core complex
Molecular function (GO): DNA-directed RNA polymerase activity; DNA binding
Source: RefSeq, a predicted model, not a curated record
AUGGAGGAGGACACUUCACCAACUAGUCAGGAAGCUAGAAAUGAGAUGGCCAGGUUAUGGCGCACAUGGCGUACAGUUCAUGAAAUGCUACGAGACCGGGGCUACGAAAUGUCUGAAGAGGAAGUAAAAAUUGAUUAUCAGGAUUUCGCGAAUAAAUUUGGUGGCGAGCAUGGAUAUCCUAGUCGCGCCAAAAUGACCAUUGCUGCUAUGCCCUCCGAAGCCAUGAAAGCCAAAUAUACCCCACUCAAGAAACGAGUUUCUGAUCCCGACCCUGUACCCGACUGCGGUCCAAUAUACGUUCAAUUCUGCGAGGACACAACCGGUGUAGGGGCCAAGCAAGUGCGAGCAUUCAACCACCUGGUCGACGAAGGAAACUACCACUCCGGCAUAUUCAUCACACGAACAGCCAUUUCACCGUCCGCCAUGCGUCUCCUGAGUAGUGCUGUAGGCCAUAUUUGCGAACACUUCCAAGAAUCAGACUUGUUAGUCAACAUUACACACCACGAACUCGUGCCCAAACAUGUGUUGUUGAGUGCGGAGGAGAAAGCACGAUUGCUGGAACGGUAUCGUCUCAAGGAGUCACAGCUUCCUCGAAUUCAGGUGUCGGACCCAGUUGCGCGCUAUCUCGGUUUGCGGAGGGGCCAGGUUGUCAAGAUUAUCCGAAAGAGUGAAACGGCAGGUCGAUAUGCAAGUUAUCGCUGGGUUAUUUGA